Molecule: messenger RNA, 4376 nt
Organism: Nelumbo nucifera (sacred lotus)
Lineage: Eukaryota; Viridiplantae; Streptophyta; Magnoliopsida; Proteales; Nelumbonaceae
Product: TMV resistance protein N-like
Biological process (GO): signal transduction; defense response
Molecular function (GO): protein binding; ADP binding
Source: RefSeq, a predicted model, not a curated record
GGUGAUACAAUGAGUGCCAGAUAUUGCGGAUAAUUAUUACCCGUUGUUCAUUGCAUCUCUACUUCUCAUCGCUACCUUGUUUUUGUUUCCAUGGCUUCCUCCUCUUCCACCCCUCGAUGGAACUACGACGUCUUCUUGAGUUUCAGAGGCGAAACCCGUAAAAAUUUCACCGAUCACCUCUAUGCGGCUUUGGUUCAAGGAGGUAUUCACACUUUUAGAGACGAGGAUGAACUGAAAAGAGGUGAAGCAAUUACAACAGAGCUGCUGAAAACAAUAGAAGAAUCCAGGAUUGCGAUCAUCGUUCUCUCGCCGAAGUACGCAUCUUCAGGAUGGUGCCUAGAUGAACUUGUGAAAAUCCUGGAAUGCCAAGAACUUCUGGGAAUGAUUGUCCUGCCCAUCUUCUAUGGUGUCGAUCCCUCGGAKGUUCGAUACCAGACUGGUAGUUAUGCCGAAGCACUUGCCGAACUUGAAAAUAAUAAAUUCAAGGUGUUAAAGGAGGAGAAGAUGCACAAGUGGAAGACAGCUCUCACAAAAGUUGCUAAUUUCUGCGGGUGGAAUUUGCAAGAUUAUGCCAAUGGGUAUGAGGCAAGACUUAUCCAAAAAAUACUUAAAGAGAUUUGUAGUAAACUGAACCCCAGAUACUUGAACGUUGCGACUCAUCCAGUUGGAAUAGAAUCCCGUGUUGACGACAUCUUGUUACGCCUUAAAACAAAUGAUGUUCACUUCAUAGGUAUAUGUGGUAUGGGCGGAAUAGGUAAGACAACCAUUACUAAAGCUGUCUAUAACCGCAUCUUUGAAAAUUUUGAAGGAAGCAGCUUCCUUGGAAACGUUAGAGAAGUUUCAUCAAGACAACCAGAUGGCCUGGUUUGUUUGCAAAAGCAACUCAUUUCCGAUAUAUUCAUGGAAAGGGAAGAUACACAGCUGGGUAUUUAUAGUUCUGAUAGAGGAAUGAUGGUGAUUAAAGAAAGACUAUGUCGUAAAAGAGUUCUUGUUGUUCUGGAUGAUGUAGAUCAACCAGACCAAUUAAGGGCAUUAGCUGGAGAAAAGAAUUGGUUUGGCUCGGGAAGUAAAAUCAUCAUAACCGCUAGAAAUGAAAGUCCGUUUCAUGAGAUCAAAAUGGAUGAAAUAUAUAAAGCUAUAGAACUGAGUAAGGAUGAAUCAAUUGAGCUCUUUAGUCGGUUUGCCUUUGGAGAAAGACAUCCAAAGCAAGACUAUGUGCAUCUCUCAAAUAGUAUAGUGGAUUAUGCUAAAGGAAUUCCCUUGGUUCUCAAGGUUUUAGGUUCCCUUUUAUGUGACAAAAGAAGCAUAUCUGAAUGGACAAGUGCUCUGGAGAAACUAAAAGCAAUUCCUCAUGAUGAAAUUCAAAAAACACUUCAGAUUAGUUUUGAUGUAUUAGAUGACACUGAAAAGAAUAUAUUCCUUGACAUUGCAUGCUUCUUUAUUGGAAUGGAUAGAAAAUUUGUAGUAAGCAUAUUGGACAGUUGUAAUUUCUUUGCCACAAUUGGGAUCAGUGUUCUCAUCCGGAGGUGUCUUAUAACAAUUGAAAAUGAGCAGUUGAUGAUGCAUGAUUUGCUUCGAGACAUGGGAAGGGAAAUUGUUCGUAAAGAAUCUAUAGGGGAACCAGGAAAACGCAGUAGACUGUGGGCUCAUGAAGAUGUUCUCAACGUGUUGAGAAAUGACAAGGGAACAAAGAAAAUUGAAGGGCUCCUCUAUAGUGGAAAAUAUCAAAGGUUGAGUACUAAAGUAUUUGAGAAGAUGAAGAAGCUAAGACUUCUCAGGGUGGAUUUUAUACACCUGGAGGGAGACUAUCAACAUCUUCCUAAACAGUUGAAAUGGCUGCGAUGGAACCAGUUCCCUUUGGAAUCUAUACCAGCAGAUUUUAAUUUGAAGGAGCUCGUGGUUCUUGAGAUGCGAUGUAGUAAUCUCAGACAAGUAUGGGCGGAAACUAAGCUUUUGGAACAGUUAAAGGUCCUUGAUCUUAGUCAUUGUUUCUACCUAAUCAAAACCCCUGACUUCUCAAAGCUCCCCAAUCUUGAGAAGUUGAUACUUGUAGGUUGUGAAAACUUGGUUAAGGUAGACAAAUCCAUUCGGUGUCUCAAAAAACUCGUCAUUUUAAAUCUGUCUCAGUGCUGUAAACUAAUCAAUCUUCCAAGCACCAUUUGUUAUUUGGAAUCACUUGAAUGCCUUGUUCUUUCUCAUUGCCCAAGUCUUAAUAUUGGAGAACAGUUGAGAAAUAUUGAAUCCCUUGAAAACUUGAAAGUUCUUGAUCUUGCAGUUUCUAAUUCGUUAAUCCAGACUCCUAAUUUCUCGAGAUUAACCAAUCUUGAGGUAUUGGUUCUUUGUGGUUGUGAAAAUUUGGUUGAAGUUCACGAAUCCAUUGGGUAUCUUGAGAAACUUGUUGUUUUGAAUUUAGAUAGUUGUUCUAAGCUCAGAGAUCUUCCAAAUACCAUCUGUAAAUUGAAGUCUCUUAAAGAGCUUAUUCUCCCUUGCUGCUCGAAUCCUGGAAAGAUGCCCUAUAGCUUGUGGGAAAUGCAGCGCUCAACAAAGCUUCAAGAUAAUGCUAUUUGUAUCCAACCAGCGCGGCGUUUCACUAGAACAAACCGUUGGGAUGGACCAGUAUCAAAUUUUAUUACUGUCACCUUCUCAGUGGAUUUCUUCCCUAGUUUCUUCCCCAGGCUGGGUUACAGGGAUGUGCCAGACUUUUCUAUUCCAAGUAAGAUUGGGAGCUUGCUUAGUUCAUUGGUAGUGCUGGAUCUGAGCUACAACAAUGUUUGUAGACUACCAGAUGACAUCAAAAACCUUACUAGUCUGAAAAUCCUUGAGUUGUCUGAAUGCAAAAAACUCCAGUUUCUCCCCAAGCUACCAUCAAGUUUGGAAGCAUUGUAUGCAUUCGGUUGCACAUCCUUGGCAAACUUUUCAAAUCCUGGGUACUUCCCUUCAUUGACCAGAUUUUAUCUAACAGAUAGCAAAAUUGGUAGCCUACCAGAUAGCAUUAGUUGCUGUCCGAAGCUCACUGACCUUGUGCUAAGUAAUAGUACGGAGCUUAAGUCACUUCCAGAGCUUCCACCAAGCUUAAAGCAUUUGGUUGUAGACGGUUGUGUAUCAAUAGAAACAUUUCCAAACUUGUCAAACAAUUCGAACUUAGUUGUGCUGAAGCUUCGUAAUUGUAACAAGCUAUCUGAGAUCCAAGGUCUGGACGGUUUAUCAUUACGACUCAUAGACAUGGGAAGCUGCAAUGGCUUGACAGAAACUUUCAGGAAGAAUCUCAUCCAGGUAUUGUUUAAUGGUGAAAAGCAAGAUAUCUUCCUUCCUGGGAGCAACGUUUCAGAGUUGUUCAGUGAUAUCCAGGUGUUGUUUAAAGGUGACAAGCCCUAUAUCUUUCUUCCUGGGAGCAACGCUUCAGGAUUAUUCCAUGAUUUACAGGUGGGGUCUUGGGCGCAGUUUGAGGUGUCACAAUAUCACAAUAUACAAGGAUUGAUUGUAUGCGCUAUCUAUACAGUUGAUGAUCCUGAAAAGAAAAGCAUACAAAAUACAAAGAAGGAGAAAGAAGAGAAAAAAGAACAGCAUACAAAAGACUUUCGGGAAAAAAGAAGAGAAGAGAGAUGCAUACAAAAGACUUGUCAAGAAAAAGAGGAGAAAAAAGAAAAGCAUACAGAUGACUUGCUGGAAAAAAGAAAAGAAGAGAAAAAAGAAAAACACAUAGAUGACUUACUAGAAAAAAGGAAAGAACAAAGCAUACAAAAGACUUCCUAUAAAGAAGAGAGAAAAGAAGAGAGGAAAGAAGAGAAGCAACCGAAAAAGGAAGAAGUAAAAAUGCCUGAAUAUUGGCGAAAAAUAUGGAUGUAUUGGGGACAGCAUUUUCAUGGAACAAGAGGUCAAGAUGAAAUAUGGCUGGGCUAUAGAUCAAAUACAGAUUUUGUGUAUGAGCUGGAAGGCAGAAAUCUAAUGGAGGUUGAAGUAGAUUCAAUGUAUAUUCAUGUCGAGGUAAAGAAGUGUGGGAUCCAUCCUGUAUAUGAAUCAAAUAGGAAGGAUUCCCAAUCAGAUUAUAGCUCAAGCUCUCCUUGUGCUUCUUCAUCGAUCUUCACAUGAUGACUCUGAUGAUGGGUCAAUGGCGCUUAAUGUAGGCAUCGUAAAUGGUGAGAGUGAACUUGUUCUACCUCCAUUAGUAAGCCUCAAGGAUACAUGUAACCUAAAUGAUGACGCUGCUGAUGAAGAUUGAUCAUCAUCGAUUUAUGACAUUAAUGAUGAAUUUGUGAACAAAGUUAACUGUUUGUGUAAAAGCUUAAUCAGUCUCUGUAUUGCAUUACAAUUCUACUUGUACUUAUACAAUCAAUUUAUGAUCUCACAUUAACGAUGAGUUAUCCUUAGUAGCCCAA